Perkinsus marinus ATCC 50983 is the source of this 642-nucleotide messenger RNA. RefSeq lists its product as hypothetical. The record is from RefSeq and is a predicted model, not a curated record. Lineage: Eukaryota; Perkinsozoa; Perkinsida; Perkinsidae. The coding region runs from base 1 to 642 and encodes 213 amino acids. The transcript has 3 exons.
AUGCAGCAUUCCGAUAGCACCUAUCUUGCACGAUUGGCCCUCCCAUACUCACCAUCAACAGAGAUAAGAUGGUAUUACCAGGAGAGGACUAGAGACCAUGUUGUGAAAGUGGAGACGAAGCUUAUAGAUCUGGCAGAGGAGUUUGAUGAAGCUAAGAGGAGGCUUAAGGUGUCUCAAAGGGAAGCGAAAGCUUUGGCUAAGGAAAACGAUAGGCUCACUAAGAUGGUAGCUCAAAUGCAUGCAGCGAUAGUAGAGUCUCGAGCUAUGCUAGAAUCUUCUGAACGACGUGCUACAGCGGCUGAGGGUUUAGUGGCAAAGCUUGCUGUAGACAAGUCCGGUGGUGAGAGGCAAGCCUCAGAUGGCGUGUUGAGAUCUGUAGAUGAGCAAAAGUCUAAUAUACCCUCACGGUUUGACCAGACAUCGGGGGACUCACAGAUGGGAGUGAACAACGAGAUUGAUAGCGGGCAUCCUAGCGGUACGACCGAUCUCGAGGAGCCAAGUGGAGGCAGCACGAUAGCCAAACUCAUAUGUGAAUUACGAGAACUCGAGAGUGAAGCACGUUCACUAUUGGCCAGUCAAGAAUUGGAUGUCUCAGAGCUCGCCGCUCAGCAACAGCAACAGCAGCAGCACAAGGUUAAUUAA